Molecule: messenger RNA, 399 nt
Organism: Lottia gigantea (owl limpet)
Lineage: Eukaryota; Metazoa; Mollusca; Gastropoda; Lottiidae
Exons: 2
Coding region: 1-399 (132 amino acids)
Source: RefSeq, a predicted model, not a curated record
AUGGCUGCUGUUUUUCCAAACGUUUCGUCGUUGCCCGCAGGGAACUAUGAAGUAUUGGGAUUUGGACCACAAUCUUCAGAAGAUUGUGAACAAGUCUUUGAUACAAGAUUUGAUGAAUUCUAUGACCAAGAACCCUACAGUUAUACUGGAGUUUCAAUCGUCAACCUACAGAAUCUGGUAGAUGAAAGAAAAGUCGUCCAUAAAGAUUCUACCCAUCAUUUGGAGACUUCCUCGAUACCACCGAUUUACGAACAACUGAAAUCCUUCAUCGUUGAAGAUGCAACUAGAACUGGUUUCCCAAUCUCACUAUUCUCUUCUGUUUCAAGUGUUACUGACGUUAUACCCAGAGCCGAUCAUGCAGCUCUCUUGUUCGUACAAGUAUUACUCAGCAAGUAUUGA